AUGAAUAUUUAUAAAUCGAUCGGACGAUUAUCUGCCUUCAGAUUUUCAACCUCUGUCAUUGAGAUUCUCAACAAAUUUGAUGAGGAAUAUUAUGUGAAGAAUUAUUUAAAUACAUUCACUUCCACGGGGUUUCCAUAGGCUAAUCUAAAGAUUGGCAAUAAAACCUGUAACCUUAUUGGGUUGCCAAGGACUGGAGUUCAGGAAACAAUAGUAGAUGAUUUAACUUCGCUAUUGCUGAAGGAUUAGAAGAAGAAUAAUUUUUUAAUACAAAUCGAUCCAUCACCAUAUUUAUAUGCUAAAAGAUAGCUUUAUAAAUUAUAUCAUUCAAAAGUGGAUCCAAUCAUAACUGAUAAUUUGUUUGAAUAAUUACCAACUUUACCUAUAGAUACCAAUGAAUUAAGAUUAGACUUAGCUAUAUUCGAUUCUAUCCAUUUGAUAUAGCAACACCCUUAGAUAAAUGCAGAGAAUAAAUAAAUCAUUUUCGAAUAUUUGAAUGGACAAAAACUGGGCUAUUAUUAAUCAACACUCAAAAGAUUAAAGGAGGCCAUACAAAAGGAUGGAAAAUUGUCCGAUCAAUUAUCAUAGGAGAGCGAUGAAAUGGCUUAAAAGUUUGCAGAUCUAUUAUCGAGCACAAUUCUUUACAGAGAUUAAAAUCAAACCGAUAUUGUCUAACUCAGUUUAUUACAAGCCUUGUAUAUGACAACAUUAAAAGGGUCAAGCAUUCAUUUAAUAGGAAUGUCGCAAAUAUAUUAGAGAAUAGCCAGUGGAAUCUUCUUAUCGUUAUCUGAUGUUUAGGAGAUGUUCAAUAACAUAUGUUAAGAAAUUCAAAGUAAGAGCAUUAGUGAGAAUAAUUUGAAUUAUUUAUUCGACUUCUAAACAAUGUUGUGGAAAUAAAAGGGAAUAGAAUAUUACCUAUUAUUCAAUAUUAAUCGUUAUUUGAAGAAUUCAAAGGGAGAAGAUGUCACAGUUAUUGUAGAUGCAUUGCAUUAUGAUCCCUUGAGAAUAGCAAUAUCAAAUUAACAAAAUAAUUUUAUUGAGGAAAUAGAAAAUAGUUACUUUGCAGAAUUUCAAUAUCCCAAAUUAGAGAAACCAGAGUAGGAUGAUUAAAUGUUGGAAAAACAUGCAAUUCUAAGUUCAGUUUUGUCAUUUUAAAUUUGGAAAGAGCCAUGCAUCAAUAAUCCAUUUCCAUAUUUAUCUAAAGAUUUCAAAACAAUGAGUGUAGAUGAGUAAAAAGAAAUUCAAGAUAAGUAUCACUAAUUUUAUGAGAAAUACACAACAAGAAUUCAGGAUGUGAAGAAUUCAUUAAAACAAUGA
Messenger RNA from Paramecium tetraurelia, 1314 nucleotides. RefSeq lists its product as uncharacterized. The record is from RefSeq and is a predicted model, not a curated record. NCBI's taxonomy places the organism in Eukaryota, Ciliophora, Oligohymenophorea, Peniculida, Parameciidae. The transcript is spliced from 3 exons.